AUGGAGUCUAUAAAAACUGAUCCGAAGUUAGCGAAAAUGAUCAUGUGCGGUGACCACCCGUCUGUCACAAAGACGGAGCUCAACUUGAAAGAAAUGAAAGCAGUUGAAAGCAGGGACAAUAACAGGAAAACAUUCGCAUCCUACGCUAGAAUAUCACCUACUUGUUCUCGUACAGAGAGGCCGUUAGAGUUGGAGCGCGUACGUUCCCGGCCGGCGUCCGAGCACGCACUGCGGGCCCUCAAGCGCCUGCGCUCCACUGAGAACGUCGCGCGCGCGGACCCGCCGGCUCAUAAGGAGCUGAUGCAAGCGGCGCUGGCGAGUGUCCGCUGGCCGCCCUACCUGCUGGCGGCGUGGCUGCUGCUGCUGGCGGCGGCGCACGCGCUGCACGCGCUGGCGGCGGCGCUGGCGGCCGGCCUGCCCGCGCUACGAUUUGGUCACAUCAGCAAGCUGUGCCAGUACUUCCGACUACUAACGGAGGAGACCUGGCGUAACAACAGAACGGCGCGUGUGCGGCCCGUUCUGCUGGCGAUUGCCACUGCCUUGUUAUACAGUCUACUGGGCGCUCUACUGGCAAUACACGCACUCGUUCGCUGGGCAGUGGAGCCACUGAGCGCCGAAGUAGACGACGGGGCCAGCUGCGGGCAAGUCACUCGUGUCACUGAUUAUCUUGAAGAUUACGACGUGAAGACCAAGGGCGAGAAGCAGUAGUGUUCGUGGAUCAGUCAUAACGGCUUAAUAUUUGGUUUAUAUGCCAAAGCUCAUACAAAAUCGUUCGAAAAAUUACAGAAUAAAGUUGACUCAUUUAAA
Molecule: messenger RNA, 807 nt
Organism: Melitaea cinxia (Glanville fritillary)
Lineage: Eukaryota; Metazoa; Arthropoda; Insecta; Lepidoptera; Nymphalidae
Exons: 5
Coding region: 1-708 (235 amino acids)
Source: RefSeq, a predicted model, not a curated record